Molecule: messenger RNA, 1188 nt
Organism: Rhipicephalus sanguineus (brown dog tick)
Lineage: Eukaryota; Metazoa; Arthropoda; Arachnida; Ixodida; Ixodidae
Exons: 6
Coding region: 400-1188 (262 amino acids)
Source: RefSeq, a predicted model, not a curated record
UUUGUCUUUCUUAUCUUGAUCCAAGUGUGCUAUAUGUGCUAUAUAACUGAAGUAAAGCGCAAACAGCCUUGAUAAAACUUCUUGUUCUUUUUCAAGGGCUUCAGGGCCUUGCAAGUCGCCACAGAGACCACGACGGAAGACACAACGCCGUCGUUGGAUUACAUGCAAGACAACGUGAUGGAAAGAUAUCCCACAGGACGCGAUCCCUCUGAUUCGGUGAGAUGCUCGCUGCGUGCGUGUGCGAGUGUCCGUUGGGACUUCAGCAAGAAAGGAACGAAAUUCGCGACAUUUGUAUAGUUGCUGCCAAUUAAAAGGUAAACUUAAACGUACGCGCAGGAUUACGAAACCACGACUGAAGGCGUCACUACCAGCAGACAACCAUCGUUCCCUCGUAAGGUCAUGGCCUUUGUUGAGAAAAUCAACUCAAAGCCGUCACUUCCUCAAAUAUUUCUCGUGACGAUAUUUAAGGUGCUGGUGCUGAUCAUGAUACAUCAGUACUGCGAUCAACCGCCGCCGCUAGUGGAAGACAGCAGCGACACCGAGUCUAGCAGCGCGUCGCGCGUGUCCACGUCGCAGAUCGCCGCCUGGAAGGCGGCGUACGCGCAGCGACGCUCGACGCUGAUCUCGAUACAGGAGCGAACGCUCGCUGAGGUGGAGGCCAGCUGCACCGGCGAGACGGCCCUCACGUCGCGUUCCGUCGUCGCUACCUCACCCACUAUUACAAAAACUGCCACAGAAGUGCGCCAUGGAUCGCCUAGCCCGAAGGAGUCUUCGAACACACAAAGGCGUGCUCAUGAACGCUCCCCGCCACGCCUGAGCUUAUCCCGCGAACAAAAAGGAUUGCCCGCGAACCUUGGUACCAAACACAAGACCGUCAAACCUGGCGAGCAGGCAGGCGACCGCAGCAAGUCGACGCCUUCUAGACCGGCAGCUCCGGGCCAAGGCGUCGGACCCGCGACCAAGAAACCCACGCUUUCGCACGCGACUGCGCCGAAGAAGAGCGGCGAGCACAGUGACGAGGAGAGAGAAGCGAGAAGGUCCGACAUCUCCAAGCGCACAGCCGACCAAGUGCCGACGGUGUCGGAAGAGCCGAACAUCUCUACCAAGGUCUUCCUCACGGCCGACGAAACGCUAACUUCAACACGCGCGUCUUGCAAAAGGUGUGUUGUUGAAGAGCUUGUCAUGUGA